Messenger RNA from Fulvia fulva, 432 nucleotides. RefSeq lists its product as uncharacterized. The record is from RefSeq and is a predicted model, not a curated record. Bases 1 to 432 code for a protein of 143 amino acids. The transcript has a single exon. NCBI's taxonomy places the organism in Eukaryota, Fungi, Ascomycota, Dothideomycetes, Mycosphaerellales, Mycosphaerellaceae.
AUGCACUUCAUCACCGCCCUCUCCCUCUUCGCGGCAGCCGUCGUGGCCAGCCCAGUCUCCCACCCAGCAGCACCAUCCCAUGCAGCACCAUCCAUCCCAACACACGCACCAAUUCCAGUUCCAUCCCACGAUACAAAGAAGCACCACAGCUGGGCCUCAUACCACCACAACAACGAGGAGCGGGCUGUGCCAUCGUUCGCCAAGCCAUCGUUCGCGGUCCCAAGCUUCCCGGUUCCAUCAUUCCCGAUCCCAAGCUUCUCGAUCCCAUCAUUCCCUAUCCCAACGCCAUCUUUCCCAGCGAUCUUCCCAACGACAACGAUUACGAUUCCUGGUGGCCCGACUAUUACGCUUCCACCGAGGUUCAGCGAGACUGUGAUUACGAUUACGAAGCCUAUUACGACGGAGUUCACUGUACCGGUACCAGUUUUGUAG